Molossus molossus (Pallas's mastiff bat) is the source of this 2102-nucleotide messenger RNA. It is a transcript of the gene SPARC, whose product is annotated as secreted protein acidic and cysteine rich. Gene Ontology annotation, molecular function: protein binding; calcium ion binding; collagen binding. Bases 81 to 998 code for a protein of 305 amino acids. The transcript is spliced from 11 exons. The record is from RefSeq and is a predicted model, not a curated record. Gene Ontology annotation, biological process: anatomical structure development. NCBI's taxonomy places the organism in Eukaryota, Metazoa, Chordata, Mammalia, Chiroptera, Molossidae.
UCCAGCCCUGGCACCCCACCUUCAGACUGCCAGAGCGCACCGCUGCCUGCUGCCUGCCGCCGCUGAGGGAUCCCAGCACCAUGAAGGCCUGGAUCUUCUUUCUCCUUUGCCUGGCCGGGAGGGCCUUGGCCGCCCCUCAGCAGCAGCAGGAAGCCCUGCCUGAUGAGACAGAAGUAGUGGAGGAGACGGUGGCUGAGGUAUCCGAGGUACCCGUGGGCGCCAACCCCGUCCAGGUGGAAGUGGGAGAAUUUGAAGAAGGUGCCGAGGAAGCUGAAGAGGAGGUGGUGGCCGAAAACCCCUGCCAGAACCACCACUGCAAGCACGGCAAGGUGUGCGAGCUGGACGAGAGCAACACCCCCAUGUGCGUGUGCCAGGACCCUACCAGCUGCCCUGCCCCCAUCGGCGAGUUUGAGAAGGUGUGCAGCAAUGACAACAAGACCUUCGACUCUUCCUGCCACUUCUUUGCCACCAAGUGUACCCUGGAGGGCACCAAGAAGGGCCACAAACUCCACCUGGACUACAUCGGACCCUGCAAAUACAUCCCCCCAUGCCUGGACUCCGAGCUGACUGAAUUCCCCCUGCGCAUGCGGGACUGGCUCAAGAACGUCCUGGUCACUCUGUACGAAAGGGAUGAGGACAACAACCUCCUGACCGAGAAGCAGAAGCUGCGGGUGAAGAAGAUCCACGAGAACGAGAAGCGCCUGGAGGCUGGAGACCACCCCGUGGAGCUGCUGGCCCGGGACUUCGAGAAGAACUACAACAUGUACAUCUUCCCUGUGCACUGGCAGUUCGGCCAGCUGGACCAGCACCCCAUUGACGGGUACCUGUCCCACACCGAGCUGGCCCCCCUGCGUGCGCCCCUCAUCCCCAUGGAGCACUGCACCACCCGCUUUUUCGAGACCUGCGACCUGGACAAUGACAAGUACAUCGCUCUGGACGAGUGGGCCGGCUGCUUCGGCAUCAAGGAGCAGGACAUCGACAAGGAUCUCGUGAUCUAAACCCACAGCUCCCUCCGCAGUACCGGACUCUCUCUCUCUAACUUUCCCUCCCGUUUCCCACAAAGUUUAAAAUGUUUGGAUGGUUUAUCGUUCUGCCUGGGGACAAGGUGCUAAUAUAGACGUCAAUGAACACAUUAACGGUGCUAAAAAUGGAAACUGUAACAACCCAAGUCAUGACAUUCUCAGUUGUAGCUCAGCCUCUUGCUCACCCACUAACGGUCCCGUCUUUCUCUGGCCGCUUGAGGCGCUGUCCAUUGUCUUAGUGACACGCGGUGGGGACUUUGAUCUGCUCACAUCUGCCUGCGACACAUUCUGCAUCUCCAGACUUGCUCUCGUCUCCCUGCUUCAAACUAAUGCUCACCAAGUUAGACUUUGGUGUUCAUUUUAUUUCAGGGUGUUGGCUGUGGGGGGGGGGUCCCCAUAUGGCCAGAAGGUGGACAAAGGAAAGUAACAGACACGUGAUAUUGGCGAGAAUGUUCCUGGGACUAGAGGACCAGUGGUGGGAGGAAAACCCGCCGGAACAGCAGGCGACCAGUCCGCCAGCCCGGGGCUGUGUUCAAGUCCGCAGGCUCCCGGUCCUCUCCGAUUCCCCUCCUCUCUCAGUGACGCUUUCUUCCCCCACCUUAGGCUGUUCGUUCAAACUUUUGGGAACGGUGGGCCAUUAGUUCUCUAGAAUCCACCAAGCCUCGGGGGGUGGGUCACCACACCCCACUAACUGUCUUUGGGAGAGGCAGGGCCGGGAAGAUGUUUUAGCCAGGGAAGCCCAAAUCCAGAGUGAGCUGUUGAAAGUUGUAAAAUAGAAAAGUGGAUUUAGUGAAUUGGUUUUAUUUUCUUAGGUUUUUUUUUUUUUUUUCUUUUCAUUUUUUGGAUGGCUGUCAUGAUGGGUCUUUUCCUUGGUUUCUAGCAUGUUUCUCCUUUCCCCCUCCCCCCCUUUCUUCUGCUAAUCAAGAGAAACUUCAAAGGCAAUGGGAUGGUCAGAUCUCACAGGCUGAGAACGUCACCUCCAAGCAUUUCAUGAAGAAGCUGCUUCGUAUUAAUCGUGCAGGCUCUCGCCGGGAUGUGGCGAGUCUGACAAACCUUUCAAAAUAAAAGUAACGACUUAGA